AUGCCGGCGCCCCGGGGAGCCACUGGGACGAGUCUGCGGUCUCCGCCGGCAGCCAGCCACCCUGAAGUUGGGCUGGGCAACGAAACCGCCCCCCCCACAGAUCGCCGAAACACGCCCGCCCCCCGGAACCAAGCCCCGACGACCGACCCCAACACCCAACGCGACCGCACACCGCACACAGAAUUAACCCAAGAGCAAAAAGGCCGCCCGGCGCCCAACCGCAAGAGCAGACCACAGCUGACGCAACCACCCCCCCCAGCAACAAAGCGGAGCGAACAACGCCGAUCCCCCACCAGACGAAGCCAGAGCAGUACAGCCGCGUCCGCCGCCCCCCUGCCGCCCGCACCAGCCCCCGACCCGCGGCCGAGGCACUUCCUCCGCCUCCGACCUGCGCCGGCCGGAGCCACUCCAACCCCCACCAGCCCGCAGCCACACCCUCCGCAAUCAUCGGGAACAAAGCAGCUCCACCAUGCCUCCAAGUGGGAAAACCCACCCGAAAACCCAAUCAGCGCAUCCAGCCCAUCCACACCAUCCACACGCCGCCAGCAGGACCCCCACCCAACGGGGCCGCCCGCCCCCCGAGAAAACAGAUAUGCCAAUCCCCCCCAAAAAAAGAACGCCAAGCAGAAAAGCCCCCACAAUGCGACACUCCCCUCCCCUCGAACCGAUGCCACAAGACCGGUAUCGGAAAAAGCAUCACCCAGGAACCAUCGAAGUGAAGGCACCGGCACCGAGAAUCCCUAA
Messenger RNA from Cyprinodon variegatus (sheepshead minnow), 744 nucleotides. Its product is annotated as extensin-like. Lineage: Eukaryota; Metazoa; Chordata; Actinopteri; Cyprinodontiformes; Cyprinodontidae. The record is from RefSeq and is a predicted model, not a curated record. The transcript has 2 exons. Bases 1 to 744 code for a protein of 247 amino acids.